AUGAGUAAGUCCAGCACGCUGAAGGUCAAGAAACUGUUUAAGUUUAAAUCCCCUGACAAGGAGAACAAGGAGCUGAACCGGUCGGGGUCCCUCAAAGAUGGAGACCAGUCGGGGACGUUGCCGCCGAGCCCUGGUCCCUUCAGCCCGGGAGACAGCGCCACAUCGCCCGACGAUGUUGUACCCAUUUCCCCGAAAGAGAAGAAGGGAAGGCGGUUUUUGCCGUUCAAGCUGAAACGAAAGAAAUCCAAGCGCAAAGCAGAAGGAGGAGAGGUGUUUUUCCCUGAGACUGAUGAACUCGACAGCUUCAACAGUCAAGUGAGCUACGACCAGAUGAGUGUUUCCACAGAGUACAGUUUCCGGACUGAAUCGGAGUGGGACCCAGAUUCUGAGUCCACCUCCAUGAUCAGCUUCGACAUGACUCAGCCAAUCAGCCCGGCUUCGCCCUCCAGAUUCCCUAUUUCACCCUCCAAGAAUCCGGAGGAGAAGAGGGGAAUGUUCGAUCGCCUCAGCAACUUCUUCAACUCCAAGAGAAAGAAGAGCAGGAGUCGGCAGCAUUCAGAUGCCUCCACUGACGCGAGUUCCCCAACGUCCCCAACGUCCCCCUUGUCCCCACAUUCACCUAUAUCUCAACAGGAGGAGGGGCUAAAGACCCCUACUCCCUCUCGAAAAGACAGUGAUCUCAUGGGGUCACAUCACGGUGAGACCAGGACAGGAGCGGAGGGUGAUGACACCCUCAGCCAAAGGUCCAGUCUCAGCGCCUCAAGCGUGGUUUCUGUACGGAGAGAUGAAACCGAGCUCCCGUUCGCAGACAGCGACAGCAGCGGCCGAAGCAGCGUGAGGGAGGUGAUAGUGUGCAGGGUCAGCACCGCCAGCGGUGAAGGGAAUUCUGGGAAUGUGACUCCCACCACUCCCACCAGUAUCGGCCUUGCCGCUGCCUCUCGGCCACGUGCUGACGCGAGCUCAGAAUUAGGCUUUGCAGCGUCAGUGGUGGAGGAAGUAAGCAAGAGGCUGCAGGUUCAUUUAGAAGAAAGCAUGCUGAAGGACACAGAGGGUUCCAGUGAGGACAGCACAUUCACCCCGACCACACCGACGACAUUCAAAAUCCCCCUUUCCAAGACAGCCGAGGCUCCAAAGUCUCCUAACUUAACUUCUAUAAGCUUAGCAUCGAGGAAAACCUGUGUGAGAGUUGGAGAGAAGGGGCACAGCACUGCUCUAACAGGAAUAAGAUUAGGCUCUCAGUCAUCCACCUCACACCUCAUCACGACUCAAGAGGAAGAUGAAAGCGCUGUAGACAGAGAGAAGGAAAACUCAGAGGCCAGGAGGAGGGCUCAGAUAUUCUCUUGGGAUACUACAGCCACGGGGGAGGGGGAGAAAGAGAAGGAUAUAGCGAAAGAAAGGGAGGAGGGCUACAGAGCAGACUCGCCUCCCGUGCUGGCCAUACCUGUCACUGUAAUUCCAGAGGAGGACUCGGUCGCUCAGGGCACAGAAGACGGCCCCUCUACCCCCUCAGAAGCUUUGCCGCCCGGUGGCAGCUCGCCAGAUUCGGCCUUCUCCUUGGCACUGACUACAGGGGAGUUCCAAACAAGCUCACCGCAGCCAGAGGAGCCUGACACUGGCACAGGCUCAAAGCAAAAUUCCCUCCAGGAGAAACGCAGACCGAGAGAACUUCGUGUGACGCGCAAGACUGUGAAUCUGCCCUCGAAGCACAAGGUUUCUGGCCAGAAGAGGUGCGUUAGCCCAGAGCCGGGUUCGCAUGAGAACGAAGCGGCAGGAGAGGACUACAGCACAGAUUCAACUUCAAAGACUUCAGACACAACACAAGUGAAACUACUGCCAAACCUCCAAAACAACAACAAUGCGGAACUCAAGGGCGCCAACCUUGAGCCAUGCACAACAGAUGAGACUACACUCUGUGACACAAACACUGCUGCACUUCUAGUGAAAGAAAAGACAGACUCUGAGGCCUCUGACUUUGAUGAUACCAGUGCAUCCUCAGACAUGUACAGAGCAAAGUCACGAGCGUUGGGGUCUGGGGUAAGAAGCCCAGAGGCCAACCAGGAUAUCCCCUCCAAACGAGGGCUGAAAGCAGCAGCAGAGAGUCGGCAUACCACAGCAAGCGGAGCAAAGACCCCGUCCCCUGCAGCUGGAAGCAGGGCCAAGAAUGUCACAACAAAGGCGAAGGGCUCCGCAGAGGGCACAAAACAGGGAACUUCCAGUGAUAUUCCACCACAGAGGGAAGAUAGCACUGAGAAAACAGCCUCUAUGUUACCAACAUUAAAAGACCACAGCAGCAGCAGUUCUUCAAGUGCGACAGGUUCAAAGUCUAAAAUCCCUAAAAGGUCAUCGUCAGACGCUGAUGUGAAAUCACCGGUGACUCCAGAUAAAACAUUAGUGACUGAUGCCGCAGCAGCCACUUCCAAACUGCAAAAGCAACCUAAAACCAAAGAAUCUUUGAAAUCUCCGGUCCCCGCAACCAAAGCUGCCAGGAAACCAAGUUUUGAGGAAGCUAAAGGAGGGAAAUCUGUCACAGGAGACAUGUCUCCAACAAAAAACACCUACAGGACAGGAACAAAACUUGUUAGAGAAAAGUCAGAUGAAGACAGCGGCUCUGUAAACCUGGUAAAUGGCAUGGAGAAAGAUUAUAGGGAGAGCAGUGUUAAAGCAGGACCCCCACUUGACAAGGAAGACCUGGAUGUCAAAAAACAGCCUCCGAAACAUCUGGAGAAUAACGCCUCCUUGGCAACAAAGACUCGGCUGCCCAUUUCAUCGCCAACAAGAAAGAAGAAUGAUGAUAUCACAAGAGCCGCUGGCACCAGCUCUAAAAAAGUUUCAUCUGGUCAGACAGACUCGGACAGACCCAAGAAGAGUCCAGACCAGCAAGAAGUACCUCCUGGUGAGAGGCCUGUUAGUGACAUCGCUUCCCCGCGCUCUGAAAGUCCCAGCAAAGGAGGCAUGCUGCCAACAAGACCAUCCAAACACCUCUCUCAAAGAAGCCAUGAAGAGAGUGACAUUCCCACAUCAUGUGUCUCUCCACCUCCAAUCAAGCAAGAGAAAACCGUCUCAUCAAGGCUCUCCAAACAGAGUGACAACAUCAAACAACACCAAAAGAGUCCGGUAAAGGAGUCAGCUGAUCCCUCACUGUCUGUGAGCAAGCUUCCUACCCGGGGUCAGAGAAGCUCCAACAAAAUCAAAACCAGGAAACCUCUACAUUCCUCAACUGAGACUUCUGCAAGCACAUCUACAUCUACACAGGAGUCCAGUCAGAGCGCUGACACAGAGACAGCUGUUAAAGCAGCUGACAGUGUUGUAGUGAAUCGAGUGGAGGAGGAAGAACAUAUCAUUAAACUCACAGACAAACAGUCAAGUACAAGUGAAAUCAAACUGGAAGGAAAAGAAAUAAAUCAGUUAGAGAGAAUAACCAGUCCUACAACUGGAAAGAUUUCAAAAAUACAGCCAAAACAAAACAAUGACGGGAUUAUCACAGCAAAUGCUCAGGUGGAAGUUACACCAGCAGCAGAACCAGUAUCUAAGUUAUUGUGUAGCAGUGGGGCUGCUAAAGCAAAUCCAGCUCAUUUCCCAGUCACUGAUAUAAAUAAUGUUGAGACAGAUAGACGGGGAAGACAACAAGAAGCUAAACAGCAAGCACACAUGGAGUCUUUACUUGAAAAUGUAUCUCUCAUGCAAAGUGACAACACCACACAGGAACAGAAGACAGCCCAGAUAAUAAGUAACAUAAAACCAGAUUUAAUCCAGGAGGAGGAGCCAAACUCUGCAAUGUUGCCUCAGGUCACAAAACCAGCUCAUGAGGAUGUAACUGAUAUGUCAGCCAAACCUGCUGUGGGUGAUGGCAUACUCUCUGACAUAAUGACUCGCUCUGAUGAGGAAGGUGUUAUGCCUGAUAAUGUUUCCCUUAAAGCAACAACUGAGGUCAGUGCAAAAGAAGAGGAUAACACAAAUAAUCUUCCUGCUAAAUUGGCAUCAAAAGACCAAGAUGCUGAGCCAAAAGAUGAACUUUCAGCCAAUUCCUGUGUUUCAGUCGAUGCAAAGCUGGCCAAUACAGAGCAGCAGAAGGAAAAUGGCUUAUUAAAGGAUCAAACCACGAAUAUAAUUCCUGAAAAUGAUAGAUUGCCCUCCACAUCAGGCAAAGAUUCAGUGAAAAAUGUUGAGGUGGAGGAGAAAAGUAAAGAGGAGGUUGGCACAAAACCCUCAGAGGCUUUGGACAUUCAAACAGAGGCUGUGACUGUUUGUGAAUUACCCAAGAAUGUUGAAAAUAAGCCGGACAAAGAGCCUCUUUUACUGGCCGGAGAAUUUGAAAGACAGGAGAAAGACUCAAAACCAAAUGAAAAGCUGAAUGACGCAGCAGUGGAAAGCACUGACUCACAGAGCAGUCGCAUAGAGGAGCUCAAGGGCACAACCACAGUGGAUGAAGCAGAGAAAGACAUUACAAAAGCAGAAAAGCCAUAUGGUCUAUCAUCAGAGGAGAAAUGUUUACAGCCUGACUCAGAGGAGGAACCACAGACGGUAGUUACAGAAACCCUGGAAGAGAAGAGGACAGAAGCAGAGCAAGAGAGAAGGGUAUUUCCUGAAACUACUGCCAGUGUGGAAGAUACAAAACAUGAAUGUGCGAUCCUUUUGAAAGAAAAUGCACAGAGUGGCUGUAAAGAAACACAGCGAGUGGAGCAGCAGAGAAUGGCAUCAACAAUGAAAAAUGAACAGGAGCCCAAACGACUUCCAACCAGAGACGACGUCAAGAACGACAACACAAAUGAGGAGGACAAACACGCUAACGGUUUAAAGGAAAGCCAAACUCUAAAUAUAAAAGCCAGAAGCACUAAAAUGCGGGAUGGUGUAGGUAAUAAAGAAGAGAAGAGUUUACCAAAUGAGGUUUUAAAUGAGACUGCUAAAUCCAACCAAGAGGACAAGAAGGCACUCACUGAAGAUAUUAAAAAAACAGAGGGAAAAGCUUAUAAAUCAGCGGAACCCAAAUGUCCAAAUGCUAAACUAGAACUGAAACCUGAAGCACAAAAUGUUCCAGAGAAGAAGACACCAGAAAUGGAUAGAACUCAAGAAGCUCUGAGUGGUGAAAGUACUGAAGAAAAGACUGAAACAAAGGCUUCAUCAGUAAAGUCUGUGGUGAAUGAGACUGCAGCUGUGAGUGCUGACAGUGAAGUUAACAUCCAACAAGACCAGAGGUCCAUAAUUGUUGGAGACACUGAAGACAUAACAAAACUAGAUAAAAACAAAUCGACAGAAUCCAAAUAUCCAAACUCUAAGUUGGAUCAGGAACCAGAGAGCGUAAGAACUAAAGUUCAAGAGAAGACAAUGAAGAGCCAAGAAACAGGCAAAACUCGAGAACUCAACUCUGUAAGAACUAGUACUGAAGGUACCAAAGACAAGACUGAAAUAAAGCAUUCAUCGGUGAAAGAGACUGGAAAUGAGGCUGUUGUUAGAGACCAGAAGUCUGUGAUUGGUAGAAACCAAAUUAAGAGCAGGGAAAAGGGAGAGAAAAAGAAACCAACAGAAUCCAAACAUCCAAAAUCUAACAUAAAACCAGAAACAGCAAGAGCAAAAGCUUUGGAGAAGACAAGGGAGAACCAAAAUGUGAAAACAGAUAUAACUCAAGAAUGUACCUCCAUAAACACCAGUGCUAAAGAUAGCAAAGAAAAGAUUGAAACCAAGGAUUCAUCAGUAAAGAGUUUGACUAAGACACCAACUGCGAAUGCUAAACAUGAAGUUACCAACCAACAGGUCCAGAAGACCAAAAUAGUUGGAGACCAACAUGAGGACAUUACAAAACAAGAGAAAAACAAGUUGACAGACUCUAAAUGUUCAAAUACUGACCUGAAACAGGAACCAGAGAAAGUAAGAACAGAGAAGACAUCAGAAAAUCUAAAAGUUGAAAUCACCAAAACUCAGAGUGCUGAGGCAACAAAAGAGAAGACUGAAACAAAGGAUUCAUCAAUGAAGAGUUUGGUGAAUGUUGGUACCCAAAAACACGGGAAGUCCUCAGUUGUCAGAGACGAAUAUGUGGAGAAACCAGAGACAGACACUGAUCGGUCCACAGAUUCCAAAGCUCCAAAUGGUAGCCAACAACAGAAACCAAUGACUGUAACAAAAGGAUCUCUGGAGGCAACAAAAGAUGCCAAAUUACAUGAAGAAUCAAGUGUUUCCGCAACUGAAAAGGUAGUUAGUAAGAGUGAUAAGAUGCAGAACCAGAAAAGCCUCGUUAAAGAAUGUGGACAUGGUCAAAAUGAAGAAACAAAAACAGAGCAGCAGCAGAUAAACGUAUCAAAGACAGGUGUCAACCAAGAGUCAGACCCUGUUUCUGUAAAAGAUUUAUCUAGUAAAAAGGUUGGUGGAGAACAAAUGGACAAGUCCAAUGUUAUUUUAGAUAAAAUACCCAUUAGUGCUGACAUUCAGAACAAUGAGGAAGACAUUCAAGAAAGGACAAAAACAGGUAGUGGUUUGAAACAGGGAGUACAGACUUCAAGAGAGGAGAACAUCCUGAACCUCAGUGAUCAACAAAAACCGACAAAGCCAAUGCUCAACGGCAGUUCGUUUCUUCCUGAUGCAGCGAAACCAUCCAGUCCGUCUCAAAGUCUUCCGCUAAAGAAGGAAUCUCCAUCAAGCUGGUUGGAUGUGGAACAUAAUAAAAAACUGAAGAAGGAGCACAAAAAAAGACUGAAUGCAUCAGCCAGUGAGGAUGAAUCUCUGGAGCCUGAUGAGUUUGAGGAUUUCAUCAAGAGUAUUAAGGAGGGUGGAAUACCUUUCUCCUUCCCUCCAAAGAGGCACAUUCGUAAAAAGUCCCCAUCUCCACCUUUUGCCAUGCCGGCCAUCAAGGAGGAUCAUUUUGAGAAGACAUUUAAUCCUGAGGAAUUCCAGUUUGGCUUAAGGAAAAAUGGCAUAAGUUUUAGGGAUCCUUCACCAGCUAUGGUGAUAAAACAAAAAGCAGCCAAUAGGAAAGGAAGGACGCUGGGAAAACGUGCCCAAGACAAUGCCCUGCCCACGUCUAAAGACAAAAAGGAAUCACUUGACGAGGUGGAAGGAAAAGAUGGAGGGGGGACCAAAGCUGAAGCAGAGGGACAAAGCAACGGAGGGGAGCCUGGGAAGUUGACAUCAAGACUAGGAAGGAUAUCCAUCCUCUCCAGCCUUCUGAGCUCCUCCAGGAAGAACAAAGAGGAAACUGCCUCUGCCUCUAAUAGCUCAUUGACAUCUAAGCAACUACAAGACCUGCCCUCUGUUGGAAAGAAGGCUGUUGUUGAUUCACCUCUGCCUGGCGCCACAGCAGAUAAGGAGGGUGUGAAGAGCACAGAUCAAGGCCCGCUCAUGGGUGGUGGUAGAGGUACAGUUGGUGAGUCAGCACUUAGCCCCUCCUCUCCUCCUAGUCUUCCCACAUUCUCAGAGGUAAAGCUGCCUGAUCAUUUAGAGAAAUACAUGAAGGAUAAAAGAGUUUCUGAGGCCUCUCAGGGUUCCACAAACCUAACUAAAACCAAUCUGAAUCCUGAGGGGAGGACUGUUAUGGAUCCAGCUUCAGUAGCAGGAGUAGAUGUGGAUGUGAAAGGCCCUGCUGCUCUGCCUCCAACCACCAAGUCCAGCCAGCAGAAUUCCCAAAAUGGACUUUCUACUAAGUCUACCAAGUCAAAGAUACCAGCAGUGAGAGGGUUCCACAAAAGGCCUGGAAAGAUCGUCGUACAUGAACAUGCUCAGUUUGGAGGGGAAGCGUUGGAGUUCUACUCUGAUGUGGAAGACGCCACCACGAUGAAGCUGUCCCCCGUCAUCUCUGUCAGAGUCAUCAGAGGGUGCUGGCUGUUGUAUGAAAAGCCUGGAUUCCAGGGGCGGAUAAUCGCCCUUGAGGAAGGUCCUACAGAGCAGAUAGUGAAUAUAUGGGCAGAGGAGGGAGCUCCAACAACACUAGACCAGACUGGUCAGCCUGUCCCAGCAGCACCUAUGGUUAUAGGUUCUCUCCGACUGGCAGUUAGAGAUUAUAACAUACCCCGGAUCGACCUAUUUUCAGAGGUCAAUGGGUUGGGCAGGGUGGCAUCUUACUGUGAAGACACUGUGGAGAUCGGCUCCUAUGGGAUCCCACAGACCACUGGCUCCAUUAAGGUCCAUUCUGGAGUCUGGCUGGUGUACACUGAUCCAGGCUUUGGAGGUUUUGUGGGAGUGCUGGAGGUGGGCGAGUACCCCUGCCCAGAGACCUGGGGUUUCUCUGAGCCCUUCGUUGGGUCUCUCAGACCCCUCCGAAUGGGAGCAAUAAGGGUGGAGCAUCCUCAUGAAGUCAAGGCCUUGGUGUUCGAGAAGCCCGACUUUGUUGGAGAGUGUAUAGAGGUGGACGGUGAUGUGUACGAUCUGCAAGAACAGACAGAGGAAGAAACGGACAAACCUGAGGAGAAGAAGAAGACACUGCCCACAGUGGGGUCUGUAAAGAUACUCGGUGGCCUCUGGGUGGGCUAUCUGGAGGCAGACUUUGAGGGCCAGCAGUACAUCCUGGAGGAGGGGGAGUAUCCUCACUGCAGUGACUGGGGAGGGUCUGAAGACGGGCUCCAGUCACUGCGGCCUGUGUGCACAGAUUUCCUGUCUCCACAUGUGAAAAUGUUCAGCGAGCGGAACUUUAAUGAGCUGGGGCUCAACGUGGACUUGCUGGGUCCCGUCCUCAACAUGGAGGACGUCGGCCAUGGCAUCAAAACCCAGUCUGCCAACGUCAUGGGUGGAGUGUGGGUGGGAUUUGAAAAGCCUGGAUUCAAUGGAGAGAUCUAUGUGCUGGAGAAAGGCCUGUAUGCGAGUCCAGAGGACUGGGGAGCCCAGAACUUCAAGAUCUCAUCCAUACAGCCGGUCUUCCAUGACAUGCUGAUGGGAUCUACAAAAUUCAAGGUGCAGCUGUACUCUGAGCCAGACUUCCAGGGCAGGCUGGUGGCUCUGGAGGACAGUGCAGCAGCUCUGGAGGAGGACUUCAUGCCCAGGUCCUGCAAGGUGCUGGCUGGCAGCUGGGUGGCAUAUGAAGGUGCCAGGUUUACAGACAACAUGUAUGUGCUGGAGGAGGGAGAGUACCCCAACACAUUGGCCAUGGGCUUCCUGUCCUCAGACUCUACCAUCCGCUCCCUACAGCCCAAUGGACAUGAGUUCUCUCUGCCAUCCAUCAUCUUGUUCAGUAAGGUUGGCUGCAGUGGUCGCAGGGUGGUGUUGACCAGCGGCACUGUGAACCUGCUGCAGGCCGGCCUAGACGCACGCAUACGCUCCCUGGUGGUGGAGGGAGGAAUGUGGGUGUUGUAUGAAGGCAGUAACUACCGCGGACGACAGCUGCUUCUUCGGCCGAGUGAAGUGGGUGAUUUGAGCAAAUUAAGCAGCUGGAAGCAAGUAGGAUCCCUGCGCCCAUUACUGCAGAAACAGAUGUACUUCUGUCUGAGGAACAGGGAGACGGGAUGUGUGAUGUCCCUGACAGGAACUCUGGACGACAUUAAGCUGAUGAGGGUUCAGGCCGUGGAGGAGACAGGAGGCGUAGAGCAGGUGUGGCUCUAUCGAGAUGGACAGCUCACCUGCAAGCUGGUGGAGGACUGUUGCUUGGAGACCUCAGGCAGCAUGUUGAUGGCGGGCUGUCGACUUUGCGUUUCCCCAGAGCGGGGCAAGGACAACCAGCUGUGGAGCAUCAGCCCAGACGGCCUGGUGCGCUGCCACCUCAACCCUGAGCUGGUCCUGGAGGUCAAAGGUGGUCAACAAUAUGACAAGAACCAGGUGAUCCUCAACACAUUUGAUGAGAGGAAACUGAACCAAAGGUGGACCCUGGAGAUCCUGUGAUAGGAGAAGCUCCACCGUGGGCUCUCACAGCUCCGUGGUGCAGCUCUGCCAGGACACUGAGCCCUGUGUUGCAGCUGCACCAUGGAACCCACAGCACAGAGAUGUGCUCUGCAAACACUGCACUCGUUUGUAGUAUUCUGACUCGUUUACUUUUGUUAAAGAGGGUUCACCAGUGACUGGAUCAAUAUUAUAAUUAUUAACCAAACUUUUGAGAUACGUGCACUCAUUUAGGAGUUGAUGAAAUUGUUUCCUCUUUCUCAGAAUGAAUGAGUGAUGUAAAAUGUUGGUAAUUUUAGCCACUUGAUUUCAAACACUACACCAAAGACUCCAUGCCCUCUCUGUGUUUCGACUUUAUCAGCCCUGUUUCAAUGCUGCAUACUUCUGUUUACUUUAUGGUACUUUACUUUUUUCCUGAUCUUGAUCUUACUGUUGACAAACACGAAUGUACACUUCACACUGACGGCUGCAAUAUGGAGUCUGAUGUGCCUACACUCCAGAGAUGUAUGUAGAUGCUCUAUUUGUAAUUACUGUAGAUCAAAAAUGAUCUAUUGUAAAGUUUUGAUAUCUUUUUAGGACUUUAUAGGUUUUUACACUUCUACACAAACUGUACUUUUACUGCUCUAGGUUGUACAUAAGCAUCAUGUGUAUAGAUAUGAUUUUAGAUUUCAAAGGAGAACUGCAAUAAAAUGAUGCUGCCCACUGUUAAUUGUAAAUAUGUGAAUGUAAAAGAGGAAAAGGUUGCACAGGAAAAUAAAAAAAAAACUUUU
Molecule: messenger RNA, 10559 nt
Organism: Seriola aureovittata
Lineage: Eukaryota; Metazoa; Chordata; Actinopteri; Carangiformes; Carangidae
Gene: crybg1a
Product: crystallin beta-gamma domain containing 1a
Exons: 24
Coding region: 1-9792 (3263 amino acids)
Source: RefSeq, a predicted model, not a curated record